Messenger RNA from Physcomitrium patens, 2743 nucleotides. RefSeq lists its product as uncharacterized. Gene Ontology annotation, cellular component: mitochondrion. Lineage: Eukaryota; Viridiplantae; Streptophyta; Bryopsida; Funariales; Funariaceae. The record is from RefSeq and is a predicted model, not a curated record. Gene Ontology annotation, biological process: mitochondrion organization. Gene Ontology annotation, molecular function: zinc ion binding; ATP hydrolysis activity; ATP binding.
CCGACGCAGACCUACGCAAAAUCUGGCUGCCUUGCAGCGUGAGUCGACGUCGACUCACUUCGACGUGCGAAUUCUUGCCUCGCACCACCGCUGCUGCGUUUCCCCUUCAUUCCUUUGCUUGCAAUGAGGGCUUGGUAAAUGAACGCAAGCCAUGCGUUCAUGGAUUGAUAGGGAGGGUUAGGUUUCGGGUUUUUGAAGGAGGGGUUGGAGGGAGUGGAGGUGGAGGAUUUUGAUAAAGAAGUUGAUGUUUUUGGAUUGCGGCAGGGAUGUGAGGCGGAUUGGUGUGCUGUUUUCAGGACAUCUGCUGAUGAGAAGUCGGGGAUUAAUGAACACUUGAGUGGAUCGUUAGGUAUUGCAGGAUUUUUGAGUUAGGGAGUAGUGGCGAUGGCGAGUAGCACGAUUAGGGUGGGUGUCGUAGCUGGUGCGAUCGCGUCGGCUUCAGCUGUGCUUGCUAGUAAUCCUGCGUCCACUCAAAAGAGUUUCGGGUCAUUGUUCGGUUUGUCCUCUUCUGCUCCAGCACUGGAAAUUCCAGCUCCUGUGCAGGAGCAACAAGAGAAGCCUCGUAAUGGUGCUCCACGUACCUCGGCUGUGCAUACUGGUAAUCCUGCGCCGACUGGGAAGAGUUUCGGAUCAUUGUUCGGUUUGUCCUCUACUGCACCAGCACCGGAAAUGCCAGCUCCUGCGCAGGAGCAACAAGAGAAGCCUCGCAAUGAUGUUCCGCGUACUUCUGCCGCUGGCUUUGAUCCUGAGGCAUUGGAGAGAGGUGCCAAAGCGCUGCGAGAGAUUAAUGCGUCGGUUCAUGCGAAGAAUGUGUUUGAGUUGAUGAAGAAGCAGGAAGAAACUAGGCAGGCCCAAGAAAACUCCCGUAAAGCCGAGUAUCUAGCCAUGCAGGCUCAACGCGACACGGAGCGACAAAGGGUGAUGUAUGAGGAGCAGAUUAAACUGGCCCAGCAACAAGCUAAUUCCAAAGCCCAGCUGGCUCGCUACGAAGACGAACUUGCGCGCCAGCGAAUGCAGAGUGAGCAUGAAGCAAACAGGCAACGAAAUCAAGAGUUGGUGAGGAUGCAGGAAGAAGCAGCAGUGCGACAGGAGCAGAUUCGACGGAAAACCGAAGAGCAGAUUCAAGCACAAAGGCGUCAAACAGAGAAGGAGAGGGCUGAAAUUGAGAGGGAAACCAUUCGAGUCAAAGCAAUCGCAGAGGCUGAAGGUCGAGCUCAUGAGGCUAAGUUGGCUGAAGACGUGAAUAGAAGACUUCUGGUUGAUCGUGCUAACGCGGAGAAGGACAAGUGGCUUGCUGCUAUUAAUACUACAUUCGGUCAUAUUGGAGGCGGAAUAUACGCAGUACUCACUGAUAAGCACAAGCUUCUUGUUGCUGUUGGAGGAGCUACUGCCUUGGCAGCUGGAGUAUAUACUACUAGGGAGGGAGCUCGUGUAGUGUGGAGUCAUAUUGAUCGAAUAUUAGGGCAGCCGUCUUUAAUUAGAGAAUCAUCGCGAGGCAAAUAUCCUUGGUCAGGUAUUAUUAAGCGCAAAAGCAGCUCUCUUACGGGAGCCGGUGGCACCCCAGCUGUUGGAGGGGCUGCCGAGAGGUCAGAAGCUAUGAAGAGUGGGCAAGGGUUUGGAGAUGUGAUACUCCAUCCGUCAUUACAUAGCAGGAUUCGACAGCUAGCUUCAGUAACAGCUAAUACAAAAUUACAUGCGGCUCCCUAUCGCAACAUGCUUUUCUAUGGGCCACCAGGAACUGGAAAGACUAUGGCAGCCAAAGUACUUGCUCAAGAAUCGGGCUUGGAUUAUGCAUUGAUGACAGGUGGUGACGUAGCUCCACUGGGUGCCAAUGCUGUGACAAAAAUCCAUGAACUUUUCAAUUGGGCUGGCCGAACCAGGAGGGGUCUCCUCCUUUUCAUCGAUGAAGCUGAUGCUUUUCUGUGCGAGCGUAACAAGACAAACAUGAGUGAGGCCCAGCGAAGUGCAUUAAAUGCGUUGCUCUACCGCACUGGAGAUCAAUCACGAGAUAUAGUUAUGGUACUGGCCACAAAUCGACCAAGUGAUCUGGAUGCAGCUGUGCUGGACCGUGUAGAUGAGGUGUUGGAGUUUCCACUUCCUGGCGAGGAAGAGCGUCUCAAACUUUUGAAGCUAUAUUUGGAGAGGUACAUUGCCCGAGCUGGGACUCAAUCCCGGGGCUGGCGGAGUUGGUUACGAGGCCGGCAAGAUAAAAUUGAGGUCAAGGGAAUCACAGAAGAGGUCUUGAGGGAGGCUGCACAGAAGACUGAGGGUUUCUCUGGGCGUGAGAUUGCAAAGUUGAUGGCUAGUGUUCAGGGUGCUGUAUACGGAAGUCAAUUAAGCGUCCUGGACGCAAAUAUGUUUAGAGAGGUUGUUGACUACAAAGUUGCUGAGCAUAAUCAGCGACGUGUGCUCACAAGACAGGACGCAGAGGUUAAGGAGCAGCAUAUCCUUUAACUGGGACAAUUGGGUACGUCUGAGACUACAGGAUGAUUCAAUUUUUAAAGUUCAAAUUUUGGAUAUAAAUUGAAGCAUUUCAAACGCCUUGGGUUUCUUUGUCCAAGUGGAUACAUGGACAUGAAUGCACACGUCGAUUUUUCAUUGCUGAUGAAAAAGGAUGACACAUGAAUGUAGACAUGAGGUUGACUAUUUGAUGAGUGGUAUCUUUUAGAGAUCCUUGAUAUCAUGUUUUUUUGCAAGUAUUUAUCACUCAAAUUACUUUACAGAGUGUUUUAUUUUUAUUUUU